GAUGAAGUUCCACUCCACACGCCUCUACGGACUACGGCCAGCUAGCUGCUUCUGCGAAACGGUGCCGUAGUAAGCUGAUCGUUGCAGUCUAUCUUCAUUGCACACGUGGCGACAUGCCCGUACUUGGAAUCGGCCGUCGCAGUUCCAGUAACCCAAAAAUUCCUGCAGAGCUCUCCGCUCAACUGAUUCACGCCGGCGAAGCAAUACAUAGUUCUGGACUGGAAAGUCGGCGAAACCUGGAAGACGGAGGAUUCUGAAUUUUGGAGCUGAGAUGGAUUUGUAAGCUAAUGAGAAGAAAAACCCGAGGAGAAUAGGAAACAGAAGCAAGCAACUAUGCAGGGGCUGAGUCUCCAAAGAUCGCCAUUUAUUUCACCGGCGAGGCUUCAGUCCUUGACUCCGGUGGGUUCAUUGCCAUGUUGUGUCAGCUUCUCCACGUUGAAACCCAUCUCUACUUCAUCUAGAUUAAGAGAUAUCAUGAGGCUGAAUUCUGCGCUUCGAACGGUUAGAGCUCAGGCAUCCAACAUUAGCAUUGGAUCAGGGGGAUAUGAAGGUGGGGAGGAGCAAGAUAAGCAGAGAAAAUUGGUGAAUGGACCAAGUGACAGUUCAUCUGACAAAGCGAAACCUCCCACCAAAAUUCCCUAUCCCUUAUCUAUAGCUCUUGUGCUACUUGGAUGCGCCGUGGUAUAUUCCCUCAUCGUCUUUGUGAAGGGUGAACCUUCUGCUAUCUUGGCUGCAAUCUCCAAGUCGGGAUUAACUGCUGCAUUCUCGUUGAUAUUUGUGUCAGAAAUCGGGGACAAGACAUUCUUUAUUGCAGCACUCUUGGCUAUGCAAUAUGAGAAAGGACUGGUUCUCUUGGGCUCAAUGGGUGCUCUUUCACUCAUGACCAUCUUGUCAGUUGUCAUUGGACGUGUAUUUCGGUCAGUGCCGGCUCAAUUCCAAACUACCCUUCCGAUUGGAGAAUAUGCAGCAAUUGCUCUUCUCUUGUUCUUUGGGCUAAAAUCAAUAAAAGACGCAUGGGAUCUUCCAUCAGCUGAUGCGAAGAGUGGCGAAAAAAACAGCCCUGAACUGGAUGAAUAUGCUUCAGCUGAGGAGCUUGUGAAGGAAAAGCUAUCCAAGCCACUCACAAAUCCAUUUGAGAUUGUCUGGAAGUCAUUCAGCCUUGUAUUCUUUGCUGAAUGGGGAGACCGCUCAAUGCUUGCCACGAUUGCCCUCGGUGCUGCUCAGUCUCCAUGGGGUGUAGCAACCGGAGCCAUUGCUGGACACCUGAUCGCGACAUCAAUUGCUAUAGUUGGGGGCGCAUUGCUCGCCAACUACAUCUCUGAAAAGCUUGUUGGCUACGUGGGUGGAGCUCUCUUUCUCGUUUUCGCUGUGGCUACAUUUUUCGGCGUCUUCUAACAAAAAUCUCCUUGGGAAUUCACCAGUCAAGAGCCUACGGUAGUGGACUGUGGUUCAACUUGCAGACGGUAUACAGUACUGGCUGUGGCCUGUGGGAUGCUGGGCAGAGAGCAAGCAACAAGCAAUAAUGGUGCCCUUUGUCUGUAAUUUGACACUCUUCAGGAAUAGGAUGACCUUAGCUGGAUUAAACAAUUAGUUCAUCUUUGGAGGGAAGAAGGCGUAGCAUAUCAUUGUAUUGUACUAUUGUUGUAGUAGAAGAGUCGCGAGGAGUUAGGGCCACUGAGAGUUUUGUUGUAACAGUAGAUCUCUUUAGGAACCUCAGUUAGACUCUGUUCUUGUUGGUUGGGUAUUUGAGGCAAGUCACAGUAAAUAAUCAGUGUGAAAUAAUUGGUUACAAAACUUGACCAGCUCCUCCUUUCGGUCGCUCUUGAACUCUGUUUCUACGUGUAGUAAGUGGUAUCAUUGAGUGGGUAUUACAUCAUUCAAAUAUACACUGCUGAGACCUGAACCGUCCAUUCGACAGCAUUUCAACAAUACGCUUCUCAAGCCUCGCUGCUCCUUUUCCAGGUCUCAGAACAUUAGCAUCCCCCCAAACGGAACAUGUACCGUUCGCAGGGUCUCCUAAGCACCAGCCGCCAGGCACAAUUUCCCCCGGGCUUCUCCCCAGGACGUCACUGUCUAUUCGGUCAAGCACUGGAUCGUCAGGCUGGAACUCGGUGGCGAAUGCAGCUCCACUACGGAUCAUGGCAUUGAAGUCGGUGGAGUUCAGGGCACGAGGCUCCUGCCUGAAGGACUGAUCCAGGAUUUUGUACUGCAAGUCCUGGUUUAUAACCGUCCUGUUGAAUUGAGGCGAGUUGCAUAGCACUGUAGGGAAGUAGCUGGUUAUGGAGGACAUUGUGUUUGAGAAGUACAUCAGCAAGAUCCUUGGGAGGUUGUCUGUACCAAGGAUGCAGUGCUCGACGAAGUUACGACUGAGAAAUGAGAAGGAAGAGCCUGCAAAUAAAAGGAAAGAUAAAUAAUCGGGUUUUCAAUCAUCUCUGUCCAGAAUUACAGGUGGACAGCAGCACAACAUUGAGAAAUUCAAGUCAUGCAGAACAGUGUUCAACUAUGUAAACCAAACGGUGAUUAAGUAUAAUCAUGUAGUAAACCUCUCAUCAACCAAAAGGAACAUGGGAACUGUCAUUUACAGAAAGAAAGGUUUAGUUCACUAGUAAGAGUUUCCAACUAGGCCGCCUUUCACCCAUGGAAGAAGAUAACGCACUAUUUAGGAACAUUUCAAAGGGCAACUCCAUUAUGGAAUGCAAACAGCCUUCUCUCUACAAUCACAGCAUCCUAUCAUGCAUAUGCAAAUCUUGAAUCCAGUGGCAUAAUUGGCAACAACAUCUCUUUGACCCACAUUUUCACUUACAAAUUCAGACGCCAUCAUCUACAUUCCUAUCUCUCUUUCCACUACAUAAAAUUGGUACCUUUUUAGCAACAGAGUUGCUUCUUCUGGCCCCAGAAUGAUGGGAAAUCAAACACCCUGAAAGCUAAACAGGAAAAAAGUAAAAAACACAGACCUGUAAAUAACUUGAAAGAAGUAGGCAACGGUCGCCGCUGAGUGGCAUGGAACAUGUAGCUUUUCUCGGCCAGAUAAAGCCCUGGAUCAACAAUGAUUGGUUUCAAUCUUCUAGACUCUUUCCAGCCAAUGUAAUUACUGUGACUCACGAAAUUGAGACCCUUGGGCAAGUAGGAGAAUAUGUGGAGCAGAUCUGCAAGGGUAACAAGAGGGUAAUCAGCAGCUCCCAGGCGAACAAACCAAUCCCAAUUCUUGGACAACUUCAGCAACAGAGACGCGCCGUGUAAAGUAGCCGCAACCGGCGACGAACCUCGCCGGUAUGCAAAAUCCGGCUUCCCAAUCACAUCUACAUUCUGGGCAGCCCGGAAGACGGGGACCGAUUCAACGGCCAGGGCCAGCCGCUCCCGCUCGGCCGGCGCGGCGGAGGGGUCGAGGUGGAGCAAGUAGCGGUUUUUCGGGUGGUAGACGGCGUAGAGGAGGCGGAGGAUCCGGCCGGAGUCGCCUUUCGAUCCGGUGAUCAGGUAGGCGACGGAAGGCGGGGCGGGAUCGGAAGGGAUUUUGGAGAAGGUGGGUCGCCGAGCCGGGAAGAGGCGCGGGUCGGGUCGGACCCGGGCGGAGGAGGAGGAGGAGGAAUUGGGGGAAGAGGAGGAGGAUGAGAGGGUCAAGAUGAAGAGGAGGGAGAAGAAGGAGACGGUUAGGAUGACGGAGAUCUUGGUGGUUCUGCUGCCGUUGUCCUUGCCGGCGGCGGCGGUGGGAGUCGUUGGGCGCGGCGACGGCGGCGGCAGUUGGUGUUGAUGUUGCGUUAGCAUCUCGUUGCUGCCGGUCUGAGGAGUGGCGGAUGAGGAUGUUGCGAUGUCGUCUGUGUUUUCUGUCUGUGGGCUGACGGGAUUCUUCUCAAGGCUCUGUCGGUCGGAGUUCCCAAUUUCCUCGGAGAGUUGUGUUUGGUCUUGGGUCUGGUCUCUAGGCCUGAAUUAUUGGACUUUGUCGGGUCGGGGUCUUACCACAGUU
Linum tenue is the source of this 3961-nucleotide messenger RNA. The record is from the annotation of a GenBank genome assembly. Lineage: Eukaryota; Viridiplantae; Streptophyta; Magnoliopsida; Malpighiales; Linaceae.